AUGGAAAACACUACUAACACCGAUACUAACAGCAAUAGUAACGAUGAUGUUAUAGAUGACGAACGAUUGAUACUUAAUGUUGGUGGAAUCAAGUAUGAGACACAUCGUUCAACAUUGAUCGCAUAUCCAGAUACCUUUCUGGGUGUAAUGUUUCAGCAACGAAAUAAUGCAAUGCUGAAAAGUAAUUCAGACAAUCCAAAUCAGCCAAAAGAAUAUUUCUUUGAUAGAAAUGGACGUGAAUUCGAUUAUUUCCAAAUUCCUAUUCCAACAAAUCCUUAUCCACCCGCAUCCGCGACAAUAAACCACUUUAUUCUAACACUCCAACGAAUCAUCCACGAGAUGGAAGCGAAUCUUAUGCAACGAGUAGAAAUCAUUUUUCCGUGGCAGGACAAAACGAAAUUCAAUCUUAGUCCGGAUCUGGAAACGAUUCGUGAAAUAUUGACACCGUUUAUCACCGUUACGGGAUAUAAUAUCUUGGAGGGGUUUGGCGACGAUAUUGUGAAAUAUCUAAUGAAAAAUACGCCGGGAUUUUUUUGUUCAUUACGAGAAAGAGAACCAAGUGGAAAUUAUCCUCCGAGAUUCGCCUUUGUUAUGCAGUUGCCUAUGUCAGCUUUUCCGAGAGAAAUUAGAAAUGGCACUUUUCUUGUUGAAUUGGGAGAAGAUGAGGAAAAUCAUGAGGACGAUGAGGUGGAUGAUAAUUUUUCGGAUUAA
This is a messenger RNA of Ambispora gerdemannii, 711 nucleotides long. The record is from the annotation of a GenBank genome assembly. NCBI's taxonomy places the organism in Eukaryota, Fungi, Glomeromycota, Glomeromycetes, Archaeosporales, Ambisporaceae.